AUGGAUCCAAAUGUCCGAAGCGAGGCUGGUUUCGCGAUGGCCGAGCGAAUCGCGUUCACCGAUCCGAGCGAGCUGAGAAUCGGAGGGAAAUUGAUCAAAAGACGGCCGAAAGAACGAAUCGAGGACUAUCCAUCUGUCAAAUACGACAAAAAGAAAGGAAAUCAACCGAAAAAGACGAAUUUCAGCGAAAUCUUUGACAAAGAAGUUCUU
Molecule: messenger RNA, 210 nt
Organism: Mesorhabditis belari
Lineage: Eukaryota; Metazoa; Nematoda; Chromadorea; Rhabditida; Rhabditidae
Source: the annotation of a GenBank genome assembly